UAGGCCGUUCUCGAGUGCGAGCCCGCCGGGUUACGUGCCGUCACGUGGGCGCGCGGGCCCGACUCCCGGCCGCGGCUCGAGCCCGCGCGCUCGUUCUUCGGCCCCUGGCGGUGGCGCGCGUGCCGCGGGGAGGCUCGGAGAGGCGCGCUCAUUUUCCCCAGGUCGCGCAGCGCUGGUGAACCCCGCGGGCAGCGCUGGCACGCGCGCCGGUUCAGGUUGUCUGAGCUCCAGAAGAGGGGCGCGUCCCCGUCCCCUGUCCCCUCGCCUGGGGCAAGGGCGAUGGCACCCCAUCUGGUGCAGCCUGGGUGGCGCUUCUGGCGGCAGGCGGCGUGCACUCUGGGAGCCUCUGUGCAGCACAGGACAUGGGCAGGGACGUCCAGGAUCCCCAGGCUGGGCAGCCCGUGGGGAGCCACGGCCACCAGCCCCCGGGUCUACAGAAGUGGCUUUUCCACGUCCCCCCGGGCCCCGGAGGUGAUGCUGACCCGGGAGCGCUACCCUGUGAAGCGGCUGCCAUUCUCCGUGGUGUCUGGGGAAGACCUGGCAGCCUUUGAACGCAUCGUCCCCGGCAGGGUCAUCACAGACCCAGAGGUGCUGGAGGCUUCAAAUGUGGACUGGCUUCGAACGGUCCGAGGGAGCAGCGUGCUGCUGCUGAGGCCACGGACGACAGAGGAGGUGUCCCACAUCCUCAGGCACUGUCACGAGAGGAACCUGGCCGUGAACCCGCAGGGGGGAAACACAGGCAUGGUGGGGGGCAGCGUGCCCGUCUUUGAUGAGGUCAUCUUGUCCACCGCCCUGAUGAACCAGGUCAUCAGCUUCCACGACAUGUCCGGGACCCUGGUGUGCCAGGCGGGCUGUGUCCUGGAGGAUCUCAGCCGUCACGUGGAGGAGAGGGGCUUCGUCAUGCCCCUGGACCUGGGGGCCAAGGGCAGCUGCCACAUCGGGGGAAACGUGGCCACCAAUGCAGGCGGCCUGCGGUUUCUGCGCUACGGCUCGCUUCACGGGACCGUCCUGGGCCUGGAAGCGGUUCUCGCGGACGGCACGGUCCUGAACUGCCUGAGCACCCUGCGGAAGGACAACACGGGCUACGAUCUGAAGCAGCUCUUCAUCGGGUCCGAGGGCACGCUGGGGGUCAUCACGGCUGUGUCCAUCUUGUGUCCGCCCAAGCCCAGGGCUGUGAGUGUGGCUUUCCUCGGUUGUCCGGGCUUCUCUGAGGUCCUGCAGACCUUCAGCACCUGCAAGGGGCUGCUGGGUGAGAUCUUGUCCGCGUAUGAGUUCAUGGAUGCCGAGUGCAUGUGGCUGGUCACGCACCACCUUCGCCUCGCCAGCCCGGUGCAAGAAAGUCCCUUCUAUGUUCUGAUCGAGACCUCAGGCUCCAGAGCAGGCCAUGAUGCUGAGAAACUGAAUGACUUCCUGGAGCAGGUGCUGAGCUCCGGCCUGGUGACGGAUGGGACUGUGGCCACAGACCACCUGAAAGUCAAGGCGCUGUGGGCCCUCAGGGAGAGGAUCUCGGAGGCGCUGAGCCGCGAUGGCUACGUGUACAAGUACGACCUCUCGCUGCCCACCGAGAGGCUCUACGACCUUGUGACUGACCUACGCGUGCGCCUCGGCCCGCGGGCCAAGCACGUGGUGGGCUACGGCCACCUGGGGGAUGGGAACCUGCACCUCAAUGUGACGUCGGAGGCCUUCAGCCCUUCGGUGCUGGGCACCCUGGAGCCCUAUGUGUACGAGUGGACGGCCGAGCAGCAGGGCAGCGUCAGUGCAGAGCACGGCCUGGGCUUCAAGAAGAGGGGCGUCCUCGGCUACAGCAAGCCGCCCGAGGCCCUGUGGCUCAUGCAGCAACUCAAGGCCCUCUUGGACCCCAAGGGCAUCCUGAACCCCUACAAGACGCUACCUGCCCAGGCCUGACAGGGCCUGCCGGGGCCAGUGGGAGACACGGGAGGGGCCUUGGUCCUGUCCUGGUCUUGCUGUCCUGGUCACCGUGGGCCUGUGGGGCUGGCUGGGGGCGGGGUGGGGGCGGGGUGGGGGCGGGUCCCUCCCGGCUGCGCUGCUCAGCUUCUGUGCAGGCGCCCUCCAGCCCUCUGCAGGUUGGGAAGCGGCCUCCUGCUGCACCUGCCGGGCAGGCCGGUGGGCGAGCAGCUCUGCCCGCUCCGGAGACCGGCUGCAGCCGUGGGAGGGGACGUGGGUGGUCCUGUCCCCCAUGUGGCGUGAGCCCCCGGCAGAGGUGAUGAGCUCUGUGUGGGGUCCGUCCCGGGUCACCAGGGUCACCUUUGAGCCAGAGUGACAGGGACAGGCUCCGCCCUGGAAGGCAUCAUUCCUCCAUUUUCUGGAAGGUCUGUGCAUCGGCAAGACCAUUGUCGGAGGUCAGCCAUUAGUUUUUCGUCUCGGUGGUUUGCUGUGAUGUGUCUGGUCUUCUGCAUCAAAGGUCAGUGAGGCCAGGGGCCAGGCCCAGGCACAUUGCUUCCGCGGCCCUGGCCUGCUAGUUGCUGUCGCCCUGGGGCCUCCUGGGGCCUCCUGGGGAUGUGGAGGUCUGAGGUUGGGUAUGUUUUCGCUUUCGGGCCGUCAUGAACUUCCAGUAAAAAUGGGAAUUAAUCACGA
This is a messenger RNA of Neofelis nebulosa (Clouded leopard), 2595 nucleotides long. It is a transcript of the gene D2HGDH, whose product is annotated as D-2-hydroxyglutarate dehydrogenase. NCBI's taxonomy places the organism in Eukaryota, Metazoa, Chordata, Mammalia, Carnivora, Felidae. Bases 280 to 1905 code for a protein of 541 amino acids. The transcript has 10 exons. Gene Ontology annotation, molecular function: FAD binding; catalytic activity. The record is from RefSeq and is a predicted model, not a curated record. Gene Ontology annotation, cellular component: mitochondrion.